AUGGGGAAAAAACUGAGCAUUUCCUCAGCGCGCGAUCGAGUGGUUACGAGAUCUCAAUCCAGUGCCAUGGAGCGGGAGAGAUUGUCUAAGCGAUCGCCGAUUGCUGCUGCGGAGCCGGAGGGAGUAAUGGCSAAGCGAAUCCGAAGAGAUGUUAAGCAUCCGAUCAUUCAUCCUUGCAGCUCUCCUCGUUCCGCCUUUCUCACUGCAUCUUCCUCUUCCUGCUGGUAUGACGCGGACGUGUGGACAGAGGUGGCGAAGUUUCUUGACGGAAGAUCUCUGAUGAUGCUUGCGGCGACUAGUCGGUGGUUUUACCGUUUAGUUAUGGAAGACAGCAUAUGGAAGUAUGUCUGCCUGCGUGAUCUUCAGGUCUCUGCUCCUCAAAUCACGGCCUUCAAAUGGAUUAAACUCUAUGUUUCCGCCUUCGACGGAAGCCACUCUUACAUUUUCCGGCAGCAGGAGAAGCAUCUUGAUUGGAUGCGAAUUGGGGCAUUUUCCAUGGAUUCUUCAGUAGCACUCCUGUCAGAAAGGCUAGGCUCCCAAGUGAAAAUCCCAAAACAGGAUUCAAAGGAUAACAUGUUGGAGUCCGGUUGUUGUGUCUUGCACAAUGUUAAAACUGGGAUCUGGAUAGCUGAUCUACAACUUGUUCGUUGUCCCGUCUGCGACCUGAAUACAUGUGAUGGAACAAUGCAGACGUUGGAUGCGAGGCACAUAGAGUUGUUCCUAAAUGAAGGUUACCAAGAUGGGAGUUGGGAUUAUCAGAUUGUAGGUUCCCAUGAUAUCAGGAAGCCUACAGAAGCAGCUUCAGGGGCCAUUUUUGAUGUCAAGCACCUGGAAGACUCUUCAACCUCUGGAAUACUGGAUAUGCAAACAUGGAGUGGAAAGCGUACAGAUUGGCAACCAAAGGCUAUGAUCACUCUCCAUGCCGUUGCUGUAAACACCUAUUUACAAGACAAUGAAGGAGUUCAUGUGAAAUACCAGGCCAUGAGAGGAGGAGCAAAUGGAGAAGUGGUUUCUAUCAGAAUCUCUCAGCAGCUUCUGUAA
Messenger RNA from Momordica charantia (bitter melon), 1041 nucleotides. It is a transcript of the gene RMF, whose product is annotated as reduced male fertility. Gene Ontology annotation, biological process: reproductive system development. Gene Ontology annotation, molecular function: protein binding. Lineage: Eukaryota; Viridiplantae; Streptophyta; Magnoliopsida; Cucurbitales; Cucurbitaceae. The record is from RefSeq and is a predicted model, not a curated record. Gene Ontology annotation, cellular component: nucleus.